Molecule: messenger RNA, 1050 nt
Organism: Lottia gigantea (owl limpet)
Lineage: Eukaryota; Metazoa; Mollusca; Gastropoda; Lottiidae
Exons: 6
Biological process (GO): regulation of transcription by RNA polymerase II
Cellular component (GO): nucleus
Molecular function (GO): RNA polymerase II transcription regulatory region sequence-specific DNA binding; protein binding
Source: RefSeq, a predicted model, not a curated record
GGUUUAAACAUCAUACAAACAAACCUUGGUGGAAUUUUACAUUUCGGCGUGUUUUCCAAGAAAUCUGUGAUCACCAAAGGUACAAGAUAUGGUCCAUUUAAAGGAAAAGUCGUCAAUACCAGCGAAAUUAAAACCUUUGAUGACAAUACUCAUAUGUGGGAGAUAUUUAAAGAAGGUAAAUUAAGCCAUUUUAUUGAUGGACGAGGUACAAACGGAAGUUGGAUGUCGUAUUUAAACUGUGCUCGCCAUAUUGCUGAACAGAAUAUGGUCGUUUUACAAGAAGGUGAUGAAGUGUAUUACUACGCUACACGUGAUAUCAGCCCAGGAACCGAACUACUUGUGUGGUAUGGUCAGGACUAUAUGCAUUUUAUGGGCAUUCCUUUAACAUUACCCAAUAAAGAUUCUGUGGAGAAAGUCGCUGCACCAGCAGAAAGUAAUGAAGGCUACCAAUGUGAACGAUGUGGUAAAGUAUUUGCCUAUCAAUAUUAUAGAGACAAACAUUUGAAAUAUACUAAAUGUGUAGAUCAAGGCGACAGGAAGUUCCCCUGCCAUUUAUGUUCAAGAUCGUUCGAGAAAAGAGACAGACUCCGAAUCCAUGUUUUACACGUUCACGAGCGACAUCGACCACAUAAAUGUGCUGUUUGUGCUAAAAGUUUCAGUCAGUCAUCUAGUCUGAAUAAACAUAUGAGAGUACAUAGUGGUGAAAGACCUUAUAAAUGUGUGUAUUGUAGUAAAUCAUUUACUGCCUCGAGUAUCUUGAGAACACAUAUCAGACAACAUUCUGGGGAGAGGCCAUUUAAAUGUAAAUUUUGUGGUAAGGCGUUUGCUUCUCACGCAGCUCAUGAUAGUCAUGUACGAAGAACCCAUUCACGUGACAAGGGGCACACGUGUACAUUGUGUAAUCAAGAAUUCGUGUGUCAGAUAGAUCUAAAAAUUCAUCAGAGAACGCACAGUAGUACUGGUAAGUUUUUACAACGUUUCAACAAUUUACACUGUUCCUUGAAAGAAUAUUUAGGUGUUGGGAACACAUACAAAAAUGCAUAUAUGUAG